CGCCCUCGCAUCGUAAACUGCAGAAUGUGGAGUUGUAGUCGGGUUGGUAAUCUGCCACACUGGAUUUGAAAGCGCGCAGGACCAGAGGACAGGUUUUACGCACGAGUCCCGCCCGCGAUCAUAAGCGUUUAGCAAGCUCGUAAUAGAGAAGGAAACCUGUUCUCAUGGUGGGUGCUUCAUUUCUUCGUCGAGGAGUAGUGUUGGCUGUUUGAAUGACACCUCCAGUAAACAUGGAUUACGGACGGACCAUGGCCCCUCCGGUGCCGCCCCAUAAACCCAAAGCUGCCCGGCCAGGGCAGGCGCAGGAGCGGCUGCUGAAGUGCGUCCUGCUCGGCGACGGAGCGGUGGGCAAAACCAGUCUGGUGGUCAGCUACACAACGAAUGGCUACCCAACCAAAUACGUCCCUACUGCAUUUGAUGACUUCUCGGCUGUGGUUCAGGUGGAUGGAAGCCCGGUUAGACUGCAGUUGUGUGACACGGCGGGACAGGAUGAGUUUGACAAACUUCGCCACUUCUGCUACAGUCGGACCGACGCCUUGCUCCUCUGCUUCAGCGUCGUCAGCCCGGCCUCCUUCCAGAACGUCUGGGAAAAAUGGGUCCCCGAGAUCCGCCGCCGCUGCCCUCUGACGCCCGUCCUCCUCGUGGGCACCCAGUGCGACCUGCGGCAGGACGUCAAAGUGCUGAUCGAGCUGGCGAGGCGGAGGGAGAGGCCGGUGCUGGAGGAAGAUGCCAGAGCACUGGCGGAAAAAAUUGGGGCGGUGACGUACGUUGAGUGCUCGGCGCUGACGCAGAAGAAUCUGAAGGAGGUGUUUGAUGCAGCCAUCUCUGUGGGGCUACGGCAGUCUGACCGGAGGGUGAGACGGGAGAGAAAGGUCCACAGCACGGCUGAUAAGAUGAAGAUGCUGUCCAAGUCGUGGUGGAAGAAGUACGUGUGUGUCCAGUAAGCGAGGGAGGAGAUUACCUCUCUGUGACUGAUGUGAAACUGAAACUGCUGAUUUAUUUGGAGGGACUGAGUUGGAUGUAAGGACUUGUUUUUACAUUCACAUGGAUUUCCCCAGAUGAGCUGAUCUGAAUGACUUUACUUCAGUGGAGCAGCAGCUGAACAGAGUGUGCCUGCCUGAGCUGUGUGGUGUCUGUGGGUUUGGGAUGGUUUCACUCUGACCAGAAAAGACCCUUUGUUGAUGCCUAAGAGACAGAGAGCACAAGGCUGUAACCACUGUCUGCACCUCAGAGCCAGUCCCUUAAAUAUGACUGUGACCAGCAUGCAACCAAAAAUUAUGGCGCUAAUAAAAUGUUUAUGGCACAUGGACUGCAUAUCAUAACGGACUUAUCCAAAGGAAAUGUGAGCUGACUUGGAGGGGAAGUGUAAAGAGGGUGACGUUGAAUACUAAAAGUAUGCUUCUUCUUUUUUGUCUAAUUUGGUUCCCUUCUUUAGCAAAGCAUUAAAUUGUAUGUAUUCUACACUGUAAUUCAGACCCUAAGAUUUGCAAUAGAUCUAGUUUCAUUUUUGACUGAUUUCAAAGCAUGAAGUUAAUGCAAACUGAUAAGCUUAAAACCCCAAAAUCAAAGAUGCAAUUAUUCUACUGUUAAAUCCAGUCCUGCACCUUUUUUUCCUAAAUCAGAAGCAUCUACAAGUCAGAUGACAACUUAAGAAUAUAAUCUGUAGCUUGUUGGAUUUAUGAUAACUCUUUUUUUUGAGAUUACAAUCUAAUGUAUAUGAGUAUAAAUUUUCUAUGGAAUCAGUGACAUCUAGAGGAUGUGUAUGGCUGCUUUGAACGGUAUAUGAACUGCCAUAGUUAUCUCUGUGCCACAUGGUGAAGUGUUGAUACAGCUGUCACACUGUUACUCAACCACAUAGAGAUCUAUUAGCUCCUCACUAUAACACAUAUACUACAGUAAAUUGACACAUAGCAUUAAUAGAAAUAACUUAUAGUGAAUAAGACAUCUGCUGUAGUUUCAGUUGUUCACUUUGCCCAAAAAGCUUCAUCUGGAGUGUUAAAGCCAACUUUUUGUUACUGUUACAAUAUUGCAUCAAUGCAUAGGUGGUGCCACUGAACAUUGCACUUAUCACACACAGUCCAAACACAUCACUGAAGUCCUGCCAUGCAAUGGCCUUUGGACCAGUGUUGGAGUGGAAACUUUAAUAAUCCUGUAAAAAACUGGGUGUCAGAGCAGGUAAAGGUCUCCUGUUCUCUGCACUACACCAUCAGUUUGGAUGAUCACAGGGUCUUUUAUUGUCAUUCUAAUCAGGGCCUUAAACAGAUAAUUAUCCAUCUUUGUCGGUCAGUAUAUCGGAGCUCUCUUCUCUUUUGAAAUGAUACAGUAAAUGAGGUGAAAUCACCAAAGAGACUGAUUCUGUGUUUGCUUCUUAUUUUUCAGAAGCCUGUCAUUCAGCUCUGUCUAUUUAUCUGUUCCUUCUGGGCCAAUAACUGAUCAAAGAGCGAUGCAGAGCAGAUGUAUGAAAUAUCGUAUGUCGAUAUGAUUGUUACAUAGUAUUCAUUUAUGAUGUUUGUAAUGCCAUCAGGAUAAGCCUUUAUGUGCAUAUAUAAGUGACUCAGUCGUCGGCUGUGCUGUCCAACUCUAAAUGGUACUUAACAGUGUGAGUGUUUCAGUUUGUGUCUGACUCUGGCAUGAGAAAAGUUUGUUGAGCUGUAUGAACGGAAUGAAAUAAAAUGUGAAAUAUUUAA
This is a messenger RNA of Amphiprion ocellaris (clown anemonefish), 2687 nucleotides long. RefSeq names its product ras homolog family member Ub (gene rhoub). Gene Ontology annotation, molecular function: GTPase activity; GTP binding. Gene Ontology annotation, biological process: small GTPase-mediated signal transduction. The transcript is spliced from 3 exons. The record is from RefSeq and is a predicted model, not a curated record. The coding region runs from base 213 to 944 and encodes 243 amino acids. NCBI's taxonomy places the organism in Eukaryota, Metazoa, Chordata, Actinopteri, Pomacentridae.